CGCUCGGCAAGUAGUGUUGAGUUGACAAGAGUCUACCAAAGAGGUUUUUGAAAGCAUGCGAGGUCUAACAAUAAUCGUUUUGGUUUGCUGCGCAUUGGCCGUAAUGUUGCACUCUGCAAAGGCGCAGGGAGCACCUCAAUCGGCCCCAAUGCCUCAUCCAUCCGGUCAUAAAGGCAUAGAAGGUCGUUAUCGUCGUGCUGCUCAAGGAGGUGGCGCUGGUGGUGGUGCGGGUGCUGGUGGCGGUUUUGGAUUUAACAUGGGCGGUGGAGCUAGAGGACAAGCAGGCGCAGGUGGUCAAGGUGGCAAUUAACAAUAACACCAAUAACGGAUGAACUUGGAAAAAAAUUUAUCAAAAUAUUUGAAACACAACAAUAAAUUAUCGAAAAAUAAACAAUUGUCAUUUCCAAAAGCA
Messenger RNA from Rhagoletis pomonella (apple maggot), 412 nucleotides. Its product is annotated as rRNA 2'-O-methyltransferase fibrillarin-like. NCBI's taxonomy places the organism in Eukaryota, Metazoa, Arthropoda, Insecta, Diptera, Tephritidae. Bases 56 to 310 code for a protein of 84 amino acids. The transcript is spliced from 2 exons. The record is from RefSeq and is a predicted model, not a curated record.